Messenger RNA from Exserohilum turcica Et28A, 2418 nucleotides. RefSeq lists its product as uncharacterized. The transcript is spliced from 4 exons. The record is from RefSeq and is a predicted model, not a curated record. Lineage: Eukaryota; Fungi; Ascomycota; Dothideomycetes; Pleosporales; Pleosporaceae. The coding region runs from base 1 to 2418 and encodes 805 amino acids.
AUGGACCUAAUUCGAGAAGCGAUUGCAGAAAUCGAAUCGCGAGAACUAGGAGAUAAAUUCUUGUAUCAAGCAAUCGCGAAAAAGCAUGGUGUAGCACGAAUGACGUUGAUGAGACGACACCGCGGCGAAACUGAGGCCUAUGGCGUGCGCAACCUCUCCCUCCAUCCACAACACGAGAAGGAGCUUGAUAACAAGAUACAACAACAACAACAAGCCAAGCUUGAAAAGCUUCAAAAAGCCGAGCAAGCCGAGAUCAAGAAGGCAGCUCGCGAUUGCCAGCUUCAACUUCAAAAAGCAGCCCGUGUUGAGCGGGAGAAGGGUUGGGAGGAGACCAGAAAGCGGAAGGCUGCAGAGAAAGCCAAAAGAGAGCAUCGUAGAAGCCUCCGCGACGCUGCCAAAGCUAUACAAUUGCCCCAAUCAGCUCGCAAUUUUGAUAUCACGUGCUGUGAUAUUCAAGACGCUGUCAUAGGUAUUUGCAAAGCCCUCGACCUAAUUGUCAUAUUGACGGUAGCAACAGCAAGGAACAUAUUGCUCUUUUCGCUUAUUCUCGCGGACACUGAUGGCAACCGCCAGAGAAUAAUUUGGGAUAUCUACUACCAUUUCUACUUGGACGAAUCCUCCCUAAAGGUCCUGACGGAUCAGGCAAAGGAAUUAGUUUCUCUGUCAAACUCGUUGGACGCAUGGCAUGGAACAAAAUAUGGCAGCAUACUGAGGUUUUGUGAUCUCUCAACGUUCACCCGAGUGAGAGCCUUAUGGAAGUCAUAUUGCACGCAAGACUCGAAUGAGAACACAAGAGUUGUAUUCAAUCAUAUUCUCGAAUCGAAUAUCCAGCGCGCUAAGGAGGUGAAGGCAUACUAUGUUGGGGGCGAAAAUGCAUACGUGACUACAGGAAUACGUUCUGCAGCCCCAGUCGGUAUCGCAUACGCGGAGAACGCCCACGUGUUGUAUCAACACUAUUGGAAGUAUGGGAGCACAAGUCAAGAUGCUGAGGUCUUGGCAAAAACGAAUCUUCCAAACCCUCUGUUUGCUUUCCAUACCAUUGGGGCGCCUACGCUCCAUUAUGGAACGGAUCCGCUUCUGGGCUUCCAUCUUGCGACGGCAUUUGCACCAGUAAAAUAUACCGCUUCAACUGGAUCCUUAGCAAGGUCGGUUCCCCUUCGCGUCACAGAGGCAGCACAUCUUCAGUUUCGAACAUGGUGUCACGCAUUUCGGUUGUCUUCUCAGAUGAACUUAACCAUUCGGUUCUUUGCGGGAGAUGCGAUCGCUUUCGCACAUGCACUGCAUCAUCUCGAGUUAUCUGGGCAUGAUUGGUCAGGAAAUGUCUAUCGAGAUGUCCACCAUUUGAGUCCGAUCGAGCUCGACAAAAAGGAGUACAGCACCACACAUGGAGCACCCUUCGCAUUCAACGUUGUGGACACUUCCAACCUCGUCGAUCAUGUGGGAUCUCUCAACCUACUCUCAGCAGUAUCACCCUUGCUGAAAAAAGACACAUCUUCUACUCUGUAUACCGAGUCAUUGGUGAGGAGAGAAAAGGAUCAUCAAGCAUACGUUGACUCCAUACUUUGUGGAGAUUUUGCCACCAUGUCACUGUUGCUUGAUCUCUUCCCAGUCGAGUAUUGGACCAACGCGUCUAGUUCAUCUACAGCCGACGAUGUCACACUCGAACAGGUAUUUCGCGCGACCGAUAGUAGCAACCGUAGGCAAAUGCGCGUUAAGUUAACGUGGAAGCGCCUCAUUUCGCUUCCAGCUGCGAACUCGGGGAUGAUAGAACCGAGACUACGAUUCAACGAAGCCGAUUUGGCCCACAUCCUUCACAAUGUCUACCGAAAUAUGUUCCAGCACGAGAACGCACUGUCACUGUUCAAAGACCUCGACAUGCUCAAGAUUGAAAGAACCUCCACAUUGCACUACCAUCGUGGUAGUUUUGCUGUGUUUCUCCAUCGGCUUAGAAAUCGAGUUGCUGUGAAUUGGCAUGAUUUGAUGAACCGUAUCAUCGGACUGAUUGAAAACGAUUCUACAAUCACAAUGGGGAGGAAUUAUAUCCAAGAGCUCUAUCUCUACCUCCAUACCCUGAAUGUCUACUCUGCACAGAUAUUUACUCAAUCGGAUAAUGUGGUGACUCUGGCUAGAGAUGGAAUCGGCGGAUGGAAGGACCUUCCGAAAACAGUUUGCAUAACCCUAAAAGUGCCAAGAAACAAGCUGAGCGCUCUGACUGGUCUUGAUCCAACAGAUGUCGGUACUCCAAUCGGCCACUGUAUCGUGCAGUCAUCUUUGAGUUCGAUAGUCGGGCGCUGGCAAAAUAUCUUCUCUGGAAUCCAACUUGCGUUUGGUAUCAUCUCGACCGUUGGCGAGAUUCAUAGCAACGAAUAUGCAAUUCAGGUCUCUGAGGACGAUUUGAGGUGGCAGGACCUGUACUAA